This is a messenger RNA of Styela clava, 1956 nucleotides long. Its product is annotated as glutathione S-transferase P-like. The record is from RefSeq and is a predicted model, not a curated record. Gene Ontology annotation, biological process: glutathione metabolic process. NCBI's taxonomy places the organism in Eukaryota, Metazoa, Chordata, Ascidiacea, Stolidobranchia, Styelidae. Gene Ontology annotation, molecular function: glutathione transferase activity.
UUAUUAUCUCAGUUUAAAAUAAACAAUAAUAAAAAUUAAAUAACUAUAAUGUCAGAGUCAAAAUGGAUACUUCAUUACUGGGGCGGAUUUGUUGGGCGAGCAGAAUUUGUUAGACUUAUUUUUGAAGAAGCAGGAGUUCCAUUUGAAAACAAUUCUGACCAUUGCGAAGAAUGGUUCCGUAAAGGGAAAUGCAGAUUUGGUGAGGCCGGAAUAUUUCCUUCCUUCGCUCCACCGCUGCUGCAGAAAGGAUCUUUCUAUUUAUCAUCAACACCUGCUAUUUGCAAAUAUCUGGGCAAGCAAUUUGGUUUUUUUCCGAAAUCUGAAGAAGACCAGGCUCAUGCUGAGCAAGUUAACAAUGCUAUUCACGAUUACAUCGGCGAAGCAAGACUUGCAUUUCAUGGAGUGAACCACCUUGCUUCCUACUUCGGACAGGAGAAAGAGACCCAAGUCUACAUUGACAGAUUUAUAGCGGAACGUCUAAUGUUGUGGCUGAAGCAUUUUGAGGCUGUUUUGAGACACAACAAGGGAGGAAGUGGAUUUGUUAUCGGAGAUACAUUGACCUACGUAGAUUUAGCUCUUUUACACAUUCUACGAGCGACAGAAGCCCAAUUUCCGGAACAGUGGAAAGCUGCAGCAGCAGAUUAUGCAAAGUUACUUAACGGUUUCAAGGCGAGGAUUUCUGCACGUCCGAAUCUCGCAGCAUAUUUGGCGUCAGAGAGAUGUGCGAAAUUUUCUGGGAAUAGCAUGAUGUAGAGCAGAGUUUCCCAAAAUGGGGUGCGUGUACCCUAGGGGGUACGGGGUACAUUUAGACUCUUCGAGGAAUACAUUAGAUUAAAUAUAUUCUUCCAAUUUGCCUUACAAUAUUUUGAUCACCUGAUGUUAAAAAUUUGGAUACUCCAUAAGUGUGUGUACCAAUAUGGAGGUAACUAAUUUUGUUCGCCUACUUUACAUCAAGUUAUGUAAAGGGACUGAAACCUAUGGGCAGGGGUAUAUUCACUUGGCUAACACAGACAGUCCUCAAACUCGUAAUAGAACUAAAAUAACGAAAAUCGGAAUAAAAUCAUGCCCUAACCUGGUACACAUACUACAAGUGUACCCCAAUUUGACCUGACAUCCUUAGAAAGUCACAUUUUCACCAAUGUAGAACCACAGUAACUAACAUAUUUAAUUUCAUAGUUUCCAUGACUUAUGUAUUCUAAUCACGGUAUGUGGUACAAUUUUGGGAUUACACAAGCGAAUAUUAAAUUAUUCAAAGACUAUCGAGGAACUGAAAGUAUAUAUAUACUCGUAUAUAAUCAACACAUGAAAUUUUGUAAUUUUCAUUAUUCAAUAUGCCCAAGCCCCUAAAUGUGGCCAUACACCCCCUUAAAACACUCCUAAACAGGCCUUGAAUUCUUUUUUUCACACUCGAGAUUAUCCAUUGUGCAUGUAUUGCUGUAGUAUAACCAAUUUACUUCAGUUCACAUUUUAAGAUUUUGUGGAAAUUGCAUUUUUUUAUAAUAGUCUUGCUUCUAACAGCCGAUCCUAGUAAGAGGCAUAACACAAUACAAGUCUGUUGAAUUGUGAAUGUGCACUAAAAUAUUCCUAUAAAUGUAUUCCUUGUUUAAAUAAAAUUUUCUGUAUAAAUUCAAAAAUUUGACGAAUCAUCGGUAUGGAUUAAAGUAUUCAUUAGGCCGAACCCCUUUUGCAAAUAUUUGCCUAAAAUUUUUCGAGUGUUCGUUGAGCGGAAAAGCAAAUUUAGUGUCUUUCAAAAUAUUUGAUUGUUAUCUUGGUCACCAUGAGUUUGCUGAAAUGGCGCUUUUGGACACAAAUUUAACAGAUGGAUCGUUUGUUAAAUUGUUGUUGUUACUAUUCUUGCUGUUGUUGUUGGUAAUAAAUCUCUUGUAACUACUAGACCAAAUGCUUUAAAAAUUUUUAGUUGGUAAAAAUUGUAUUUUUUUCUCAAAGGCUAUUACU